AUGACUUACAAUCGUAUCGCUGUCUAUGGACACCGGGGCUGGGUUAGCUCUACUAUCUUCGCCGCCCUCGUACAGUCUGGAGCCCCUAUCAAGGUUCUCUAUCGACCCAGCUCCGACGUGAGUGAUCUUCCUGAAGGUAUCACCUCGGUCAAGGUAGAUGUGGAAGACCAACAGGCGCUUGAAGCCGCGUUACAGGAUGUUGACAUUGUAAUCUCGCUGGUUGGUCAAGAAGGCGUUGCGCGUCAACAUGGAUUUGUGAAAGCUAUACCUCACACCAAUGUCAAGCUUUUCGUGCCCUCAGAUCUGGCGUUCCGCUGCGAUGAACAGGGACUACGAGUUCCAGUGAACAAAGUGAAAUUCGAAGUCGAGAUUGCCGCCAAGAAUGCUGGCAUCCCGACCACUAUUAUUUUGCCAGGCUAUUUCGCGGAGUCUUCUCUGAGUUCGUUCCUGAUUGGAGUUGAUCUUCCCGGGAAUCGCAUUGUCUUCACUGGGGACAGCGAACACCAGAUUGUGAACAUUUGCACAAGAGAAUACGUUGCAGCCGCAUACGCGGCGAUCUUCGCCCAAACGCCCAUCUCCCAACUCCAGGACACUGUCAUCGGCCUAUCAGAGCUGCGCGUCACAGGACAGGAUGUUGCGAAAGCACUGGAAAGGAAGCAUAAUGCUCCCCCUACGGUAUUCCGACACAGUCUAAAGGAAGCGGAUCGUCAAAUGCAAAUCCGUUUGGACCAAGGUCGACCUCUCGCGCUGGCAUGGUAUUGUCGGAGAGUCUGGGGUUCGGGUGAGGUGCAGAACGUGAUCGGAUCUAAUAUCUGGGAAAUACCAGGGUACCAGAAAAAGACCUUGAAGGACUUGAUUGAGGACGGGGAAUUAGUUGCCUAUCGUAAAGCAACGCCGGAGUUGAAGGCCGCUCUGGAGCAGACAUUUUAUUGA
This is a messenger RNA of Penicillium vulpinum, 933 nucleotides long. RefSeq lists its product as uncharacterized. The record is from RefSeq and is a predicted model, not a curated record. Lineage: Eukaryota; Fungi; Ascomycota; Eurotiomycetes; Eurotiales; Aspergillaceae. The coding region runs from base 1 to 933 and encodes 310 amino acids. The transcript is spliced from 4 exons.